AGCUCCAAACCUAGACUUUGCCGCUUAUAUAAACACUGUAUUUUCCCAGAUCUGCUCUCAUCCCUUUCUCUGAAACCCUUCUCCAUCUUUUCGAAUUCCGUUUCAUUCUCUGAAAUUAUCGAUGGCGUCUGCAGAUGUUGAGUACAGAUGCUUUGUUGGUGGUCUAGCCUGGGCCACCACAGACCAAUCCCUUGAGCAAGCCUUUUCUCAGUUCGGCGAAGUCAUCGAAUCGAAGGUCCGUUAGUCGCAGAGAUCGGAUCCGUCUCGAUUCGGCUUUGUUGACUACUGUUACUAUGUUACUGUUACUGAGUUACUGUGUUACUGUUACUGAGUUACUGUUUGUGUUACUGUUAUUUUCCCCUGAAAUGAUUAUUAAUGACCGCGAGACUGGAAGAUCGAGGGGGUUUGGAUUCGUAACCUUCAAGGACGAGCAAUCGAUGAGGGACGCAAUUGAAGGAAUGAAUGGUCAGGAUCUUGAUGGAAGGAGUAUUACUGUCAACGAGGCUCAAUCUCGCGGCAGUGGCGGCGGCGGCGGCGGAGGAGGCGGUGGAUUCCGCGGUGGUCGUCGUGAGGGUGGCGGCGGAUACGGUGGAGGCCGUCGCGAUAGUGGCUACGGAGGUGGCAACGGAGGUGGAUAUGGUGGUGGAUACGGUGGAAGCCGUGACCGUGGGUACGGCGGCGGCGGCGGCCGGGGAUAUGGUGGUGACCGUGGGUAUAACAGAGGUGGUGAUUCCGAUGGCAGCUGGAGGAAUUAAAUUUAGGGUUUCGUGAUGGUUUAGUCAUUUGCUUGUUUUGUUCGUGAUUUUGAUCGUAUGUUGGGUUCUAUGUUUGGUGUUACUAUCGUUUUUGACCGCUGGUUCUCGUUUGUUACUUUCACUAUGCAUGAAUCUGUAUUUACAGAAUUAUGAGUGGAGUAAAUUGUGAUUUUUACAAUAUUUAUUAAUUUGGAUCUCUGUUUAUGAGUUCUCCUUUUUUA
Olea europaea var. sylvestris is the source of this 976-nucleotide messenger RNA. RefSeq names its product glycine-rich RNA-binding protein-like. The coding region runs from base 294 to 755 and encodes 153 amino acids. Gene Ontology annotation, molecular function: mRNA binding. Lineage: Eukaryota; Viridiplantae; Streptophyta; Magnoliopsida; Lamiales; Oleaceae. The transcript is spliced from 2 exons. The record is from RefSeq and is a predicted model, not a curated record.